AUGUGGGGUUUCAAUGACUCACAUUUCCAACCAGCCAAGUUGCAGCUAACAGGCAUUCCAGGCCUAGAGACUGGAGAAGGGUGGGUAGCGCUCAUCUUCUGCUUGCUCUAUUUGAUCUCCAUUGGGGGCAACCUUGCCAUCCUGGGCCUUGUGUUACAAGAGACUGCCCUGCACCAACCAAUGUACUACUUCCUAUCCAUGCUCUCCCUCAAUGACCUUGGUGUCUCCCUUUCUACAUUGCCUACUGUACUGGGUACUUUUUGCUUUAACUACCAUGAGGUUGGCUUUGAUGCCUGUCUGGUCCAGAUGUUCUUCAUUCACACUUUCUCUUUCAUGGAAUCUGGGAUCCUGCUGGCUAUGAGCUUUGACCGCUUUGUGGCCAUCUGCAACCCUCUACGUUAUUCUACCAUCCUCACUAACACCCGCAUUGUGGUCAUGGGCUUGAUCAUCCUUGCAAAGAGUUUUGUCACACUCUUCCCUUUCCCUUUCCUAGUGAAGCGAUUGCCUUUCUGCAAGGGCAAUGUCCUGCACCAUUCCUACUGCCUCCAUCCUGACCUCAUGAAGGUUGCAUGUGGAGACAUCCAUAUCAACAACAUCUAUGGGCUCUUUGUGGUUAUCUUUACCUAUGGUGUUGACUCAACCUUCAUCCUCCUCUAUGCCCUCAUCAUAAAGGCUGUAUUAGCUAUUGCCUCACAGGAACAGAGAUUCAAGGCACUCAACACUUGCAUUUCCCACAUCUGCGCAGUUCUUGCCUUUUAUGUGCCUAUCAUUGCUGUCUCCAUGAUUCAUCGCUUCUGGAAGAGGGCCCCACCCAUAGUUCAUGUCAUGAUGUCCAACGUCUACCUCUUUGUGCCUCCCAUGCUCAAUCCCAUCAUCUACAGUGUCAAGACCAAGGAGAUACGCCGGGGAUUUCUUAAGAUCUUCCAAGAAUCCUAA
This is a messenger RNA of Phascolarctos cinereus (koala), 936 nucleotides long. RefSeq names its product olfactory receptor 51I1-like. Gene Ontology annotation, biological process: G protein-coupled receptor signaling pathway. The record is from RefSeq and is a predicted model, not a curated record. Gene Ontology annotation, molecular function: olfactory receptor activity; G protein-coupled receptor activity. NCBI's taxonomy places the organism in Eukaryota, Metazoa, Chordata, Mammalia, Diprotodontia, Phascolarctidae. Gene Ontology annotation, cellular component: plasma membrane.